This is a messenger RNA of Exaiptasia diaphana, 991 nucleotides long. RefSeq names its product zinc metalloproteinase nas-7. Gene Ontology annotation, molecular function: metalloendopeptidase activity; zinc ion binding. The annotation marks the transcript as partial. The record is from RefSeq and is a predicted model, not a curated record. The transcript is spliced from 8 exons. Lineage: Eukaryota; Metazoa; Cnidaria; Anthozoa; Actiniaria; Aiptasiidae. Gene Ontology annotation, biological process: proteolysis.
CUAAUAACGGUCACCGUUUAGAUUGCAACAGAAACGUUGAAGAACUGAGCAUUGAUUAUCUGUUUUCGAGGCAAAAUGAUUUACCGAUUAUUUUUGGUCGCAUUAGCUCUGUUUGUUUGCUGUAAAAUGUCAACUUUUGCAAACCCAAUCAUUAGAACAAAAGGGGAAGCUCCUGACAUAGAGGAAAUUGCGAACAGAGAGUACGACACAGUUCAUGGUAGAAUCUUAGCUGUCAACAUGGCUACUUUGAGGAAAAGAAGGCUGCAAGGAACACCAGAAAAUCCAUUUGAAAGAAUCGAAAACAUCGAUGAAGAUGAUGAUCUUAACCUAUACCAGGGUGAUAUCCAACUGGAUGAAGAUUCAGAAGAACUCCUUCACAUGCCGAACAGGACUAUUUCAAAACGAAAUGGCAUAAGUAGAAAAGCUCAUCUUUGGACAUCGAGAAGAAUUCCUUAUUUGGUGCCUGGACACAUGGCUCAUAUCAAAGGAAAACUUUUGACUGCAUUUAGCCAUUUCCACAAGCACACUUGUAUUCGUUUUGUCCCAUAUCAACCAGGACGUCACAAGAACUACAUCAUGUUUGACGAUAAAAAAGGGUGCUCCUCUGCGAUUGGCAGAGCAUACCAUAUUACUGGUGCUCAACGUUUAUCUCUUGGUAGUGGAUGUCAAUUUGUAGGCACUAUAAUACAUGAGCUACUACAUGCAGUAGGAUUUUGGCAUGAGCAGGCUCGGCCAGACCGGGACAAGUACGUCAAGAUAUAUUGGGAAAACAUAAGUAAAGGAAACGCAGAUCAGUUUACCAAGAUUACGUCCGUGGAUACGUUGGGUACAUCCUAUGACUACGAUUCUAUUAUGCAUUAUGAUAGAACGGCAUUUUCCAAAAAUGGCAAGCCAACUAUUGUGGCCAUUGGUGAUGAAAAACGCAAAUUUGGAUCCAGGCUAUUGAGUACUAAGGACAUCAUUGAGAUAAAUGCUUUGUAUGAUUGUAAAG